AUGACGGCUGUAACCCCCUCAAGUUCGCCCGCAACUGCACAUCGUCUGCCCUCCGACCGGGAUACGGCAUCCCCCUUCUGGACCGAAGGACUUCCACCCUCUCUCGAGGAGCAUACAAAGAGGCUCUUUGUUGAGUACUCCAAGAUCCCGGAAGAAAAGCUGGAGCAGCACCUCGACGAAGCUCCGCGGCAGCGUAGGAAAGCGUGGAAUUACUGUCCCUACCCAUGCAUUGGCCUUUGGUUGUUUCUAAAGUUGCAGCUGAGAAACAACAAGGAGUUUGACGAAGCCGUUCGGCGCACGCAGCAGGGCCACAAGCUGCUCGACUUUGGCUGCGCGAUCGGCCAGGACCUGCGGAGCCUGGCCCACGCAGGGGCUCCGCUGACCAUGCUGUACGGCGCGGACCUCGUGGACAAGUUUUUCGACGCCGGAUUCGUCUUGUUCAAGGACGCCGAUUCGGGAAUCACCUUUCGCCAAGCGAAUGCGCUCGACCAGAACGCGCUGCAAGAGUGGCACGGGCAAUUCCCAAUCGUCACCUGCAACUACGUGCAGCACUGCUUCAGCAUAGAGGACCAGGAGACAUUCGCCGCCCUGAUUCUCAAGCUGCUGUCCGGCGGGCCGAACGACUUGUUGUUUGGACGAACGGGCGGGACCAAGCUCGAGGCGCGUCGCGAGGUAAUACACGGCGACCAGAGGUUUUACCGGCAUUCACAGACGAGUUUCAAACAGUUCUGGGAGCGCAUGGUGGCAAAGUUUGGGAGGAAAGCAAGCGUGGAGACGUGGAUUGACGAUGCCCCGGCGUUCGAGCUGAAAGGAGAGGCCAAGGACAAGUUCGAGCCAGUGAGGAAUCUUAUGUAUGCGAUCCGGUUUACUUAG
Hirsutella rhossiliensis is the source of this 873-nucleotide messenger RNA. RefSeq names its product methyltransferase domain-containing protein. The record is from RefSeq and is a predicted model, not a curated record. The transcript is spliced from 3 exons. NCBI's taxonomy places the organism in Eukaryota, Fungi, Ascomycota, Sordariomycetes, Hypocreales, Ophiocordycipitaceae. Bases 1 to 873 code for a protein of 290 amino acids.